AUGUCAAAACCGGUCAUUGAUGCCAACAUAAUGCACGUCGCGAACAAGCGGCUCGAUUACACAGCAUUUCAGGCGCUCUGGAUCCCGGGGACGACGAAGAUAUGUGCGUUCGGUUCGAACGACAGUGGGUUUGGGGUUAUCCAAGUCUGCGCCAACACCUUUGACGCCCCCGCCAUAAACACGAGCGCCAAAGGAAAGAAACGGUCGGCGACAAAGAAACCGGCAGCGGAAAAUAUACAUCUCGAAUUGGUCUCCGAGACCGAGAAGAAGACACAGUUCAAGAGCGGGACGUUUCGGUCGAGCGCUCGGACGUCGACGUUGCCACAUCUCUUGACGGGGGACUUUGAAGGACGCGUGGGGCAGUGGGACCUGAAUAGGACAGAAUUUCCGCUGAGCACGUUCAAGGCACACGAGGAUGUUGUCAAUUGUAUGGAUGGCGCGGGUGCGGUGUCGGGGCGGCCCGAGUUCGUGACAGGAUGUCGGGAUGGUACUGUGAAACUUUGGGAUGCUCGUCAGAACCAUAAGGAAGCCGCGGCCGGUGGUGGGGCAAGUGCGAGCCCGAUCUCGAAUAUCGCGCCCAAGAAGGGCGCCAAGGGACACGAUGUCUGGUGUGUGACUAUGGGGACUUCGAUCGCGGGCGCAGAAUCGGGUGCUGACGAUUUACUCGUCGCGGCGGGAUACGAUAAUGGAGAUAUCCGGGUUCUGGAUCUGAGGAUGGGUCGGCCGAUUUUCGAGAUGAACAUUAAGUUUGGGGUGUGUUCUCUCGAAUUCGACAGGAGGCAUGGAGGGGCGAGGUCAAUGGUCGCCUCGACCUUGGAGGGGACCAUGCAUACGAUCGCGGUCGUGGACGGGGAAUUGUCGUGCGCGCAAGGGAACUGGACUCCGUUAGAGGGGAUUGGUAUGGGAGAGAAUGGUGAAGGUAGUACGCUGUGGCAGGGGAAGCAUGUUCCUCAGCGGCCGGAUAUCUUUGUCGUCACAGACUCUGACGGCAAGAUUCACAUGUUCCAACACGGAGACGUGAAACAACGGAUCAGACCACUCGGAUUCUGCGAUUUCGCAAACGAAGGCGUCCUGUCGCUCGAGUUUAACGAAGACCUAGAAGGAUUCUUUGUAGCAUGCGAUCUCGAUAACCAGCUACGGAUGGGAAUGCUCCUUCUUUGA
This is a messenger RNA of Gamsiella multidivaricata, 1161 nucleotides long. RefSeq names its product WD40-repeat-containing domain protein. The record is from RefSeq and is a predicted model, not a curated record. The transcript has 2 exons. Gene Ontology annotation, molecular function: ubiquitin binding. The coding region runs from base 1 to 1161 and encodes 386 amino acids. NCBI's taxonomy places the organism in Eukaryota, Fungi, Mortierellomycota, Mortierellomycetes, Mortierellales, Mortierellaceae.